AUGUCCGGUCAUGGAGAAGACGCCCCAGGGCCACCACCCACUCCCGCAUCUGCCCACGCUCAUGCCACGACCACCCCCUCAGUCAUACCUGCUCAGACCAACAACAACAAUACAACACCACUCAUAGGCCCCAACAGGACACCUGCACCGACACCCGACAGCCUGCCUGAGCAUGCUCCCAAUAGCUCUAAUGCUAUCACGAGCACACGAGGAGGCACCAAGGACAAGACGCCUCAGGAGAUUCCACCAACUACAACUACAACCACAGCCACAGCGACAGCGACAGCUACAGUAACAACUCCAGCACCAACAGCUGGACCCACGCUCAUGGACAAUCGCUCACCUCGUUCUGUCUCCGCAUCGAACUCGACCUCCUCUAUUCUGGGUUCGGCGUCAGCCCUCAGCUCAAGAAUCUCCCCCCCACCCCCUUUGAGCCUCUCUCCUGGAUACUUUUCCCAAGUCCCGACUCAGUCCACAACCCAGCUUCAGCUUCAAGUCAAUACGAAAUCAUGCUCGACCUCCCCGCCCACGCUCAACCUUGUCCCCGCCACGCCUGGGCCUAUCUCAGCCAACUCCAAGCCAUUAACGAUCGACCUCCCGACCUCCAACCCCUCGACCCUCUCAAAACACAAGGGACAACCUGUCCUCCCCUACCUCGUGACACCCAAGGAAGAAAAGAGUCAUGGAGCCAUCUGGGGUCUUUGGGAUCACGACGACGGUAUUCCGUCAAAGUCUAUUACAAAAGUCACAAAGUCCAGCAAAGGUCCUCCAAGCACCUCGGGAUCCUCCAAAGUUGUCACCUCUAUGGGUGCCGAAGCAGGACGGAAAGCACUCUUGGCUCUGCAGAGCGUUGCAGCAGAAGAAGGAGCACCUAUCUCCAGUGGAGCCCCUAGAAAAAAGGCAUCUGCCCAGCAACUGGCAUCAAAGUUCACGAUUCUUGCACCCCCUUUGUCAUCGACACUCUCUGUUGCGUCGGCCCCUGUUUCGCCACACAAGGAGAGAGCCAUUGGGGCGUUAAUAACGGGAGGUUCACCCGCCACACCUUUUGAAUCGGUCUCAUUGCCAGCCACUCCGACCGCCACAGAGAACAGAUCCACCUGCCUUCCAGAGAAUGGCUUCUUCCUGGCUGUCAUGUCAGUCUACUGGUCAAACCUCGUUGGUCCGCGGAUAGAGCAGAUCUGGACCCCGCGAGUUGGGUGCCCCGACGAGUCGACCCUUAACCAAUUGGCUAAGCAGAUCUUGAACGGGGAAGUCAUGCGGACGACGGAGAAAGUAGAGUCAAAGAUGGUGGUGCUUCAGGAAGAAGGUCUUAUUGCCAUGUCAUACCUAUAUACAGCCAACCCCUCCAUGGCAGAGACCUGUUCGUUCAGCAGCACCACUCUCGGGAUCACAACAGGAACACUUGCCAUGUCAACCAAAUUUGUCCUCAGCUUUGUCGUUCCUUUGGCCUACCUUCAAAACUUUUCUGGAUUCUUUGGCGUCAUGUCGGACCACGCCCCAGUCUUGAUUGAGAUCCUUCGCGGUCUCCGAUCCGGUCUUAGAUUGAACGUCGCUCUUGAUUUGUUUGCUGAGGAGCAUUUGGUGCCAUUUGUGGAGGAUGUAAUGACAAUGGAAGCAGUGGCAAUGGCUAUCGAAGGCGCCAAGGUGAGCCAUAUUGCGCUUGGACGAGAAGGCGAUCAAGUGUUUGGACGGGAGUUCUUAAACCGCGCCAUCACUUCUCACUUGCAAACCAACUCGUCAACGGUGGUAGUCGGCAACAACAUCACCAUCAUGAACAUGAUGAUCAACACAUUGGCAUUAUUCUUGUCGGCAGAGGAUCGAGCAAAGUCAUGUCACGCCAGGAAACAACACCGCUAUCUCCCGGACUUGUUUCUUCAGGGAAUCUACACACCCAGCAUCGGAAAGCAGUCGAACACUUCAGGGACUACCAUUGACGCGGAGACAGGAUUGCCGUUGCGCAAGUCGGAUCGGUGUAACCGGUUAUAUCACAUUCUCUCUUCGCCUUUUCCAACAACAAUUGUUGAUACCGUGCGGUGCAAGGUGGAGCAGACGGAGCGGUUUCCCAAGUAUACGGCGCUGCGGUCAGAAUACCAGAGGGAGCAGACAAAAUGUGUCAUUGACCGCUCCAUCAGCCGAGUCACGGCGUGGAAUGCAUCCAAUCAAGUUGGGUAUCUGAACUUGAGUUCGAUACCGCCUCAGACCUUUCAAAAUAACACGGGAUCAGAUGCAGGAGGAUUCUGGGGCGCCAAGCGGGAAAACAGCUGGACAAGCGUGGAGUGGAAAGGGCAAAAGGUCGUGCGGCCAGUUCAGUCUGCUGCAUCUAUGGUGGAAAACCUUGUCCGAUGUACUGUGGGCUUGCCGAUUGAGAUGCGCGAAGGGUAUGUCCGUCAAUGGCGGCGUGGUCUUGUCAAACGAUCCAUGUCCCUCGUCAAGUUUGUUCGCAAAGAAGGGGUUCACCUUGCAGAGCAAUUGGAACAACAGCAGCGGAACCCCAAGCAAAAGUCAACAUCCACGGAUCAAGACUCGGCUCUGGAUGAAGACCCUUCACAACCGGCAACAGUUCAAUCAGCCCAGGAAAUCUUUCAACAAUUGGGUAUCGAUUCGAGUGAUCUCAGCAUCAUUCUUGGAACCGCCGAGCGGAUACUUCCUUCCAUCACUGAGUUUGUUCGUGUUCACCUUGGCGUUGAGUGA
Messenger RNA from Linnemannia hyalina, 2691 nucleotides. Lineage: Eukaryota; Fungi; Mortierellomycota; Mortierellomycetes; Mortierellales; Mortierellaceae. The record is from the annotation of a GenBank genome assembly.